CAGGCUUGGAGACACUCCAGGAUAAACUUCUGCAGGCCAAGAGAUAACACGUCUUCAAGGUGACAAUCAGAAACGCCUUUUAAAAGUUCUCCUUCUCUGCUGAAAUUGCUGUAGCUUCUCCACUCCACAGCUGGCCAUCUGCCUACACCUGGCUGCCAUGUGGGAACUUGUGGGUCUCUUGCUGCUCAUCCUGGCCUAUUUCUUUUGGCCCAAGUCAAAGACACCUAAUGCCAAGUUCCCCAGGAGCCUUCCAUUCCUGCCCCUGGUGGGUAGUCUACCGUUUCUCCCCAGACGUGGUCAUAUGCAUGCCAACUUCUUCAAGCUGCAGGAAAAGUAUGGUCCCAUCUAUUCUCUUCGCCUGGGUACCACAACUGCAGUGAUUGUCGGUCACUAUCAGCUGGCCAGAGAAGUGCUCGUGAAGAAGGGGAAAGAAUUCUCUGGUCGGCCCCAGAUGGUGACUCUAGGCCUCUUGUCGGACCAAGGAAAAGGCGUCGCCUUUGCGGAUAGUAGUAGCUCCUGGCAGCUGCACCGGAAGCUGGUAUUCAGCACCUUUUCCCUGUUCAGGGAUGACCAGAAACUGGAGAAGAUGAUAUGUCAGGAAGCCAACUCACUGUGUGACUUGAUACUUACAUACGACGGGGAGUCCCGAGAUCUGUCUACGCUCAUCUUCAAGUCAGUAAUCAAUAUCAUCUGUACCAUCUGCUUCAACAUCUCUUUUGAGAACAAGGAUCCGAUACUGACUACCAUACAGACCUUUACAGAGGGUAUUGUGGAUGUCCUGGGCCACAGCGAUCUGGUGGACAUAUUCCCGUGGUUGAAGAUUUUUCCCAAUAAAAACUUGGAAAUGAUAAAGGAACACACUAAAAUUCGAGAAAAAACACUGGUUGAAAUGUUUGAAAAAUGCAAGGAGAAAUUCAAUAGUGAAUCUCUCUCCAGCCUGACAGACAUUCUGAUACAAGCCAAGAUGAAUGCAGAAAAUAAUAACACUGGGGAAGGCCAGGACCCAAGUGUGUUCUCAGAUAAGCAUAUCCUUGUCACGGUGGGAGACAUCUUUGGGGCAGGCAUAGAGACAACUAGCUCUGUGCUGAACUGGAUCCUGGCUUUCCUGGUGCACAAUCCUGAGGUGAAGAGGAAGAUCCAAAAGGAGAUUGACCAGUAUGUAGGCUUCAGUCGAACACCGUCUUUCAAUGACCGGACUCACCUCCUCAUGCUGGAGGCCACUAUCCGAGAAGUGCUUCGUAUCAGGCCGGUGGCCCCCUUGCUCAUCCCACACAAGGCUAACAUUGACUCCAGCAUUGGAGAGUUUGCCAUCCCGAAGGACACACAUGUGAUCAUCAAUCUCUGGGCACUGCAUCACGAUAAAAAUGAAUGGGACCAGCCAGAUCGGUUUAUGCCUGAGCGCUUCUUAGAUCCAACAGGAAGCCAUCUCAUUACACCCACACCCAGUUAUUUGCCCUUCGGAGCUGGUCCCCGAUCGUGCAUUGGAGAGGCUCUGGCCCGGCAGGAGCUCUUUAUCUUCAUGGCCUUGCUGCUGCAGAGGUUUGACUUUGAUGUGUCAGAUGACAAACAGCUGCCCUGUCUGGUGGGUGACCCCAAGGUGGUCUUUCUGAUCGACCCUUUCAAAGUGAAAAUCACAGUGCGACAAGCAUGGAAGGAUGCACAGGUUGAGGUUAGCACCUAGAGGCCGAAUCUAACGUCCCGGAUCCCAUGCCUUGACACCCACAGCCCAAUCUUAGAGGUGCCUCCAACAAUCCUCCUCACUCCUAUCCCGUUUUCUACUUGGCAGCAAUGAAGGGUGAGACACAUAUUAAAGGUUUUCCAAUAAACAUCUCUGAGCUGUC
Mus musculus (house mouse) is the source of this 1841-nucleotide messenger RNA. It is a transcript of the gene Cyp17a1, whose product is annotated as cytochrome P450, family 17, subfamily a, polypeptide 1. Bases 158 to 1681 code for a protein of 507 amino acids. Gene Ontology annotation, molecular function: oxidoreductase activity, acting on paired donors, with incorporation or reduction of molecular oxygen, reduced flavin or flavoprotein as one donor, and incorporation of one atom of oxygen; monooxygenase activity; oxidoreductase activity, acting on paired donors, with incorporation or reduction of molecular oxygen. Gene Ontology annotation, biological process: progesterone metabolic process; cortisol biosynthetic process; hormone biosynthetic process. The record is from RefSeq and is marked validated. The transcript is spliced from 8 exons. Gene Ontology annotation, cellular component: endoplasmic reticulum membrane. Lineage: Eukaryota; Metazoa; Chordata; Mammalia; Rodentia; Muridae.